GAUGACAGCUUGCGGGCCAUGUUCCAAGGGGGAAAUCCUCCCUCCGGGCCUUUGGUGAAGAGGCUUUGGUUGACAAAGCAGGCUGUUGGGACAUCCUCUAAGUCCCCGGCUAAGGGGAAAAAUCCAGGCCCUUCUGCCAUUGAAAAGGUGCCUCCACCCCCUCCUGCCGCAAAGGAGAUGGCUCCACCUCCAUCGCGACCUCCCGUCCUUGCUCGGGAAAAGAAGGCGGCCGCUGGGAUCUUGCCAAAUACGCCCCCCGAGGUGCGCGUCUCGAUGAACCCCCGAGCCUUGGAGAAGAUCCCCGAUGUCUUUCGGGGGACGAUCUACGAGACCGCGAGCUACACCGUGGACCACUAUUACAACGCCACCCCGAGGGACCUGCGGGAGAUCGAGACGAGGAGUCUUGAGAACGUGAUGGAGUCUUCAUUGGGGAUGACCCUCACGGCGUCUUUGGCUCUUCACCGGAGCAUAUCCCGAUCUAGGGCCAGGCUCGAGGAGAUGAGGAGCGAGCAUCAGACUGCCCUGGCCGCCCUUGCGACUACCCAGAAACAGGAACAGGACGCCAAAGACGCCCUGGCAGCCGUGCGGGCCGAGCUGGACGCAUCUCGACCUAAGCUGCUGGAGGCCGAGUCCACCAAGGUCGCCCUGGAUGCUGUGAAAGUGGACCUUGAAGGAGCUAAGACCGCCCUUGCGGCGGAGAAGGCUGCGCUUGCGGCGGAGAAGGCGACCUCCACCAUCUCCAUGGAGAACAUGUUGUACCAUUGCUGGGCCUUCAACCCAGAUGGUGACUUUUCCUUCUUGAGGACGGAAGCGUGGGAGUCCUUCCUCAGGAAAUUCAAAGCUCGCCUCCAACAAGAGGCGCCCUCCGAGACCGGGGAAACUCCGGCCGCAACCGAGUAGGACGGCGAGGUGGUGACUUCAACAAAGCGACCCGACGGGGCCUAGGAAUUCUUUUUCUUUUUAUCCUUUACAUUUUUUUUGUAACUUUAUAUUAUGAGGUUUCUUAACCUCGAGACAAUUGGUUUUUUCAACUUUAUUUUAAAUUGAUUUACAUCCUUUUGCCUCUA
Messenger RNA from Humulus lupulus (European hop), 1067 nucleotides. RefSeq lists its product as uncharacterized. The transcript is spliced from 2 exons. The record is from RefSeq and is a predicted model, not a curated record. Bases 19 to 900 code for a protein of 293 amino acids. Lineage: Eukaryota; Viridiplantae; Streptophyta; Magnoliopsida; Rosales; Cannabaceae.